Messenger RNA from Ilyonectria robusta, 906 nucleotides. RefSeq lists its product as uncharacterized. The transcript has a single exon. The coding region runs from base 1 to 906 and encodes 301 amino acids. NCBI's taxonomy places the organism in Eukaryota, Fungi, Ascomycota, Sordariomycetes, Hypocreales, Nectriaceae. The record is from RefSeq and is a predicted model, not a curated record.
AUGGCUGAGGAAAUGCGCAUGGAAAACCGGGUGCGGGAGGAUAUGGAGCCAGAAGUGCCCAGAUACUGGAGUGUCAAGGCGUGGCUCUCUGCUCUCCUGGAUGAAUUCCACAAACUGAGCGAUACGUUUUUGUGGCCAUCUAAGCUACUUGCAUUUUUCUACGCCCUCUUAGAAGGAAUUUCCCUUCUUGCAGCACUGGCACUUCGAACCAAACACCUUGGGGGGUGGUACCUUUGCCUCGCCGUUUUGGUUUUUCUUCUUUACCCCCUUUUGUCAAACAAGCACCUACUCUGGAUUGCUCUCACUCUUACGAGCUCGGCAGUCAUCUACAUUGGACUCAAGGUUGUGAAGUACGUAAGAACCUAUCUUAAAAGAUGGUACUUGAACUUCGCAAUCAUUACUGCGGUAUCUUCCGCUCUGGCCGCUCACAUCUUCACACCGUACCUUGUAUUCGGAGACAAAGUGUUUUUCGGAUUUACUUGCGCUAUCCUUGUUACACCGCUGGUCCACUUUUGGGUGGUAAUUUCCAAGGAUAUCUUACGGUUUGUUCGAAAUACUGCCGCAAAUAUCUUUCGGUUGUCUAGACAACUUGCCAGAUUCGCAUGGGGUCUACUAGGGGAUCUGAGCAGGAUCAUCUGCAAGGUCCAUACUGGCCUACUGGGACUCGGUUUCAUCCUCUUUUUCUCGCUGGCAGUGUGGUAUUAUAUCUUUCAGUACUUUUACAGCGAAAAGUAUCCCCUUUUCACAUACAUCGGACGAUUUCUUUACGAAUACACCAGGGUCGCGCGCUUUACUUACCGGCAAAUCAAGUUCACGAGCAAAUUAGCUUGGACCUCUGAGAGAACGAUUGAGAGAGUGGUAUCUUACAAUGUUUGGAAGUGGAGAUCUUGGAUGGAGAACUAUUAA